GAGCUCCGGGCAGCUCCCUCCCUCCCUCCCUCCCGGCCUCCCUCCGCCCCCGGCCAGCAUGAAGGCCUUCAGCCCGGUGCGGUCCGUGCGGAAGGGCGGCCUCUCGGACCACAGCCUGGGCAUCGCCCGCAGCAAGACGCCGGUGGACGACCCGCUGAGCCUGCUCUACAACAUGAACGACUGCUACUCCAAGCUCAAGGAGCUGGUGCCCAGCAUCCCGCAGGACCGCAAGGUGAGCAAGAUGGAAAUCCUGCAGCACGUCAUCGACUACAUCCUGGACCUGCAGCUCGCCCUGGACGCGCACCCGGCCGUCGCCAGCCUGCACCGCCCGCGGCCCGGCCCGAGCGCGGCCCGGACGCCGCUGACCGCGCUCAACACGGACAUCAGCGUCCUGUCCCUGCAGGCCUCCGAGUUCCCCGCCGAGUUCACGUCCACCGACAGCAAGGCGCUCUGUGGCUGAGGACGGUGGCCAGGACUUUCCCCUCCGCUUUGCACAACAGCAGAUCCACAGGAACCUCCUUUUUGGCCUCUCUCCGGGAGGACAGCGGGGUGAACGGGCCUCUUUUCAAACAUGGACCCAAGCCUGGGGGCUCAGCCCGGGGUGGGCCCGGUUAUUUAUGAGAAAGACGGUGGUGGCCUUUCUGAAGUCGGGAGGUUUCCCGGUCACUCUCCCGCCAGGGGGAGCGGACUCUCGUCUUUAACACCCCAGGGCGCUGUGGCUGGUCAGCAGGCUGCCUUUUUUCUCAAAGGCCGAGCAGGACUGCCAGAGGACCCGGCCUCCAGUGACUGCAGCGACGUCUUUGGGUCAGAAAUUUGCCUUUUUGACACAGGCAUACUCAACGCUGUGUGUAUAUUUAUACGUAAAUAUAUCUAUCUAUCUAUCUAUAUCUCUCUCUCCCCGGAGUCGGCCGGGGGCGGCAGAGAUGUCCUUUCUGCAGACAAUGUGGAGUGAUGUACUCACUCAUGCUAAACUUUUUAUAAAAGUUUGGUUGUACACUUAACCCUUUUAUACGAAACAAAUAAACCAAGUGUGUCUAUUG
This is a messenger RNA of Pipistrellus kuhlii (Kuhl's pipistrelle), 1040 nucleotides long. It is a transcript of the gene ID2, whose product is annotated as inhibitor of DNA binding 2. NCBI's taxonomy places the organism in Eukaryota, Metazoa, Chordata, Mammalia, Chiroptera, Vespertilionidae. Gene Ontology annotation, biological process: cell differentiation; circadian regulation of gene expression; negative regulation of transcription by RNA polymerase II. The transcript has 3 exons. Gene Ontology annotation, cellular component: cytoplasm; nucleus. The coding region runs from base 59 to 460 and encodes 133 amino acids. Gene Ontology annotation, molecular function: protein dimerization activity; transcription regulator activity. The record is from RefSeq and is a predicted model, not a curated record.